This is a messenger RNA of Fusarium poae, 1896 nucleotides long. RefSeq lists its product as uncharacterized. The transcript has 3 exons. The coding region runs from base 1 to 1896 and encodes 631 amino acids. Gene Ontology annotation, molecular function: ATP binding; ATP hydrolysis activity. Gene Ontology annotation, cellular component: mitochondrial inner membrane. The record is from RefSeq and is a predicted model, not a curated record. Gene Ontology annotation, biological process: mitochondrial respiratory chain complex III assembly; protein insertion into mitochondrial inner membrane from matrix. NCBI's taxonomy places the organism in Eukaryota, Fungi, Ascomycota, Sordariomycetes, Hypocreales, Nectriaceae.
AUGGACCUUUCAAGCGUGGGCAAGAUGGCUUCGCCCUGGUUCAAAGCCAUGAACGAUACAUCGCAGCCAGCCAACUCGUCAACUACUCUCCCUGGCAUUUUGGACAGCGUUCUUACUACCGCGGGCCAAGCAUCGCCACUUCUUCAACUCUUCCUUUUCGUCUAUCGCUUGGUUGGUGCACAGUUGGGUCUGGACCCUUCCAUGCUCCUGACCUUCCUUGGCUGCCUCUGGGGUCUAUCCAAACUGUUCGACCAGGUUUGGGCCAUCAUAGAUAACUUCAUCAGUGGCUACCUGAGAUGUACAGUAUGCGUCACCGAAGAUGACCAGAUAUACAAUACACUCAUGCAAUUUCUUUCCGAGCAACAAGACAUCGCUACCAAUCGACAUCUAGCUGCCCAGACUGUUUACAAAAGCGCUUGGGAUGAGGAAGAGGAUUCGGCUGACGCAUUGGCAACGACAAUGGUUGGAGACAACCAAGACUCACCCAAGUACCUGAACUUUGCCAGUGACGCUGCCAGAUGUAAUCCACGAUAUGUCCCAGCCAUGGGUACCACCGGAUUCUGGCACAACCGAACAUUUUUCAGAGUUUACCGUAGAAAGGAGACUUUGCAGAACACCCAUGGAUGGGGAGGAGUCGCCAAGGACGUCGAAGAGCUCAGGAUUUCCUGCUUUGGAAGAUCGACUGACCCCAUCAAGAGUCUCUUGAAGGAUGCUAAAACCGCUUAUUUUCUCGACACUCGAUACAAGACAGCCAUCUUCCGCCCAAGAAUUAAGGAGAACCGUCGGGACUCAUGGAGUAUGUGGCAACAGGUUGCCAGACGACCAAUCAGACCAAUGAGCACUGUCAUUCUGGAGAAUCAUGAAAAGCAUGAAGUGCUUAGAGACAUAAACGAGUAUCUUCACCCGGCCACACCCAAGUGGUAUGCUUCUCGUGGUAUCCCCCUUCGUCGAGGCUAUCUCUUCCAUGGUCCUCCUGGCACCGGCAAGACCAGUUUCUCUUUUGCAUUGGCUGGAGUUUUCGGCAUCGAUAUCUACGUCAUCAGUCUCCAGGAUCCUACCAUUAGUGAGGAGGACUUGGCUGUGUUGUUUACAAGACUCCCUCGACGCUGCAUUGUUCUGUUGGAAGACAUUGAUACGGCUGGCUUGCGUCGUGCCAACGACGACGAACAAGGUGAAGAGACAUCUGAAGGCGCGGGCGACAAGGACGACGAGAACAAGAAAACGGACAAGUCGACCAAGAAGAAGAAGACCAAAGUAAAAAAAGACGUCGAAACUGACAGCGACACAGACAGCAGCUCCGAGGAGGAGAGAAAGCGUCGUAGAAGAAAGAGACGCCACAGAAGGGACAGAGACAAUACUGGAAACAAGGGUACUAAUAACAUCCUGACUGUGGAAAGUAUUUCACUCUCUGGACUCUUGAAUGCUAUUGAUGGUGUCGCGUCGCAUGAGGGUCGCAUUCUCAUCAUGACAACCAACAAGCCCGAGUCACUUGACGAUGCUCUUAUUCGACCAGGACGUGUCGAUGUACAGGUUGGUUUCAAGAAUGCGACGAGCGAACAAGCGACGGAACUUUUCUAUCGCAUGUAUGAGGUAUCACGAACCAAGCCCAUGCCCAUAUCCAAGACUGGAGCAAUGGCGCCAAAAGCUCAAAAUGGAAGCAUUCACGGUGCUGUGGACAAUAAGGGAUCGGCGACAGAUGUUGACGAUGACCUCGAGGAAACCUCGAAAGAAUUCGGGAACCUCAUUCCAGAAGAUAUGCUCUCGCCGGCUGAGAUUCAAGGGUUCCUACUGAAGCGGAAGAAGAGCCCAAAGAAGGCGUUGGAGGAUGCCAUGAGCUGGAUCGAAGCUACCGUGAAGCAGAAAGAGCUCAAGUCCAAGGUCGCAACAGUUCAGUAA